AGCAGAUCAUUGCAGCAGACCCCUUUAAAAUCUGUCACAGCCACUUCAGUCACUGAGACAGAUUUUUUUCUCAACAUUUAGGCACAUCAAGACCUCUGCAGGUGAGGAAAAUUUUAUACUUCCUCUUCAAAUAGAUCCAAGAAUGUGUAUUCUGUUAAAUGCAUUGUUUGUUUGGUGCUAAUCUACAAUUUCUUCUUUGUAGCAAAAGGGAAAAAGUUUGGAUUUGAUUGCACGCCUUAAAAAUCUGGAAAAAAAAUCAUCAUGUGGAUCAUGAAAAAGAUCAGAGAGAGCAUGGAGAGUAUUCCUCUUGAGCUGAGUCGCUACAUAGGAUUGAGUGAGGACGAAUUCUUCCUCAGGUCAAAGGCAAGUCUCUCUUAUAAUCUUCCUAACAACAUCCUCACACCAGACAAGAUCCCAGAGUUCUGCCUGCCGCCCCAGCUUUGUAAAAAAAACCUGCUGCAGGAAGUUGAGACGAGGGUCCUUCACCAGCACUUUCAGAUACCCAUGAGAAGUAUUUCUUCAAACACUAUGAAUGGAAAUAAAGAUGAUGUGAAGAGGAAGAGUGGGGGUAAAUCAGUCCCUGUGACCUCUACAAAGAAACCUCUGCCCUUUUCUGCAGAGGCAUAUGGUCUGGCUGGGAUAUACGAGCGUCCCAACACAAGAAGGAAAGAGUCUCUGUUCCACUCCAGGCGUCCUGUUUACAUGGUAGACAGAAGGAUUCCUACCCCACUACCAAAACUGGCAGAGGAGGGGAGCCAGGCUAAGAAAACUCUAUCUGGAUUCCUUCCUCUAGUUUUGUGCAAGAGCCUGUCAGAGACCAAGAGCUCAGAAAGUGACUUUUCUCCUCUUAGUUCCUCUCAUGCAAUCAAAUCCUCCACCUGCAGCGGCCGUCUGAAGGGAGCAACAUCCUGCCCCUCUUUGACUGACAACAGGGAGGACAGAGGGAACUGGCGGGAGAAGAGGGAAGCUAUAAGUUUAACCACCUCAACAUGUUAUCUUUCAAGCCCAGAGGGACACUCCCAGACCUCAGCCCUGUCUGUCCUCUUCCCUCCUCAGAGCCAGGAGAAACUUCAGCAAGAGUACGUCCUCUCUUUGCAGGGUCAAGGUAAAGUGCACCUCCUCGCAGAGCUCACCACACUGCCCAGUAAAACUAACUCAGCCUACUUCACAGUCAGAGUCCGAGUGAUGUCUGUAGAGGAAAUAAAUCACAACAGUGACCGACAUGCUCUGAACUGUGCGCUGAUUCUGUGUCUAACCCCUGGCAUGCUGCAGCAACAGGAGAGCACCACCAUCAGGAACUGCUUAAACCCUGUGUUUAAUGAAGACUUCUACUUUACGGAGCUCAGCAAAGAGGACCUGGUGAAACUGCAGCUCAGGUUAAAAGUGGUGAACAAACCUGCAGCUGCAGGGCUGAGAAGACGGACUGUGAUGGGAGUGAUCACCAGACCGCUGUCCCAGUUACUCCAGCUUAAAAGUUAUUUCAUGAAAAACUAAAUUUGGACAAUCUGACACAAGAUUUUAAGCCUCCUGUAUGUUUUUUUUCCAUUAUAUUUAUGAUUUUUUUGUACAAGAACUGAUAAGACAAAGCUUUAGGUGUAAUGUAAAAUAAUUGUUUUGGAAAAUAUUCCAGAUUUAUAAGAAUACUGGGGGACAAGGAACACGUUUUACAAGAUACAGUGUAGUUAUUACUUUUCUUAAUUUUUGCAGUCUAUCUCUUCCCCAAAGGUUUGUCAACCACUAAUUUAACUGUAGUGUGACAUAAAUAUGCUUUUGCUUGGUUUUCAAGCUGCUCUAUUCUGGAUCUGCAAGAGAGGAAAUUCAGAACUUUUGUUAAUUGUCCAACACCAUUCAUCUGUAGGUGUCCUAGGGAAUCAAACCUCAAUGUACAUGUGCAUAUUGACAUAUUUUAUUGUUUCUAUGUAUGUGCCAUUUGCUUUUUAUGCCACUCUUUUCCUCCUAUGUAAUCACAACUGUACUGUAAAUGUGUUCUCCUGCAAUCAGCAGUGCAGAAUCUUAAUAGCUUCAUUAUUGUAAAUGUGGUGCCUCAGUUUUAUACCCUUCUUGGUGAGUGUAAGUGCUAUGACUGACAAAUUGGAUAGCAUUUUUGUUGUUUGUAAGUUAUAUUAGCAAUUAGUGGAUGUUGUUUUAUCACCUCUAUAAAUAUUAAACAGAAAAAAUGUGUUA
Molecule: messenger RNA, 2184 nt
Organism: Xyrichtys novacula (pearly razorfish)
Lineage: Eukaryota; Metazoa; Chordata; Actinopteri; Labriformes; Labridae
Source: the annotation of a GenBank genome assembly